This is a messenger RNA of Symbiodinium pilosum, 710 nucleotides long. NCBI's taxonomy places the organism in Eukaryota, Dinophyceae, Suessiales, Symbiodiniaceae. The record is from the annotation of a GenBank genome assembly.
GCUAUACAGGUCACUGCAGUUGCCAGUACCGCAAGCAGCAGAGCUCUGAUGGCCAAUUGGAAAUUUCACCUUCCGUGCAACUCCUGGUUGCAUGCGUGCUGGCAGUUGCCUUGCUGGGAUCCACCACCGGCCCAGAAGGGUCGCUGAUCACAGACGUAGAUGGUUACGUUCACCAGUUCUUGAUCGCUGCGCUGUCGCCAGAGGACCACAGAUUUUUUGCUGCUGUGUCAAACCGCUUGGAUGACUUCGGGCAGCUGCUAGCCUGGCUUCUGGCCGGUCUAUCAACCCUGAUCCUGCUGAGUACUCGCGGCGAAGGUGGCUUGCCAUUGAUCUUGUCGACACCCUCAGGUCUCGAGGGCAUCAAAUUCCUGCAGCGCAUGUUGAAGGAGAUCUUCCACAGGCAAAGACCAUCUGAGCUUCUGACGGACUUCUCUUAUCCGUCUGCGCACACCGCAAGGUUUGCCUUCUGCGUGGCAUUGGUUCUCUGUGUUUUGCUUCCCAGACUUGAGAGGUCUUCGAAGCAGGCCCCUCGCGAAGCUUCAGCUGCCACCUGGUGGGCAGCUGCCGCAGUGUCCUGGAUUGUCAUGGGAUCUCUGCGUGUGCUGGCUGAUGCCCAUUGGCCGAGUGACACUGCUGGCGGUGCAUGCCUCGGGGUCUCCAUGGCUGCUGCCAUUGACAUUGUAUGGAGGAGGUCUGCCUAUAUCGUUUCA